Messenger RNA from Poeciliopsis prolifica (blackstripe livebearer), 824 nucleotides. Its product is annotated as protein UXT-like. Lineage: Eukaryota; Metazoa; Chordata; Actinopteri; Cyprinodontiformes; Poeciliidae. Gene Ontology annotation, molecular function: transcription corepressor activity. The record is from RefSeq and is a predicted model, not a curated record. Gene Ontology annotation, biological process: negative regulation of transcription by RNA polymerase II.
UUCGGGUUCUAGAGGUUUAUCUGGCUCGGCUCGGGCGUUCAGAACCGGAACAUGACGGCUCGUCCUGCUGGUUGUGCCGGCGGUCUGGACCAGAAGGUUCUGCAGUAUGAAGCUUUCAUCAGCGACGUGCUGAGGAGAGACCUGCGGGCGGUGCUGGAGCAGAGGGAUCGUCUCUAUGAGAAGAUUCACUACCUGCAGCUGAAGAACGCCAUCCAGACUCUGGAGGAGGCGGGGCCUCAGCGCCUGAAGGCAGACGUGGAUCUGGGCUGCAGCUUCUUCGUUCAGGCCCGAGUGGACAAUCCGUCCAGGAUUCUGGUGUUGGUCGGGUUCGGGUUCUUCGUGGAGAUGAGCCACCAGGAGGCGCUGCGCUUCAUCGACAAGAAGACCAAUCAGCUGACACUCUUCAUUGAGCAGCUCACCAAGGACGUCGCCAAAAUAAAAGCCCAUAUUCGCAUGGUGCUGGAGGGUCUGCGGGAGCUGCAGGGGCUGGAGGAGCUUCCUGCCGUCUGCAGGAAGUCUGCUGCUGCUGCUCAGCUCUGAUUGGACGAUAAGGAGGAAGAGGAUGAGGAAAUGAUCUUCAACUGGACACACAGUGGAACCAACUUCUCAGAUGUGAAUGGAAACAUUGAUGACAUCUACUUCCUGUUGCUGCUCAAACAGGAAGUCCUCCAUAUCACUAGGACCUUUCAAAAUAAAAUGUCAGGAAGUGGCUUUGUCUGUUGAACAGAGAAGCAGCUGAACUGAAGCUGAAGAAACAAACAUGAACAAGUUUUCGUCUUUUUGCUGUUUAUUGUGGGUUUUUUUAAAUAAAUAAUUUGAGAAUA